Molecule: messenger RNA, 3036 nt
Organism: Nomascus leucogenys (northern white-cheeked gibbon)
Lineage: Eukaryota; Metazoa; Chordata; Mammalia; Primates; Hylobatidae
Product: KIAA1958 ortholog
Source: RefSeq, a predicted model, not a curated record
CCCCUGCCCGCCCGCCGCGCUCCGAGCCGGGCGCGCGGAGCUCGGGGCGCACGGAGCGGCGCGCGCCGGUCGGCGGAGCCAGGCUGGCGCCCCCGCCCCCCGCCCCGCUCCUCGGUCCGCCGCCUGCCGGGCGCCUUCCCCGCGCCACUUACCUUCGGUGCCCGGCCCUCCGGCCGCUCUCCUCUCGCCCUCGGGCCCCUCCGGCCCGCCCCGUCCAGCCCGGGCUGCCCGGCUCCCGCAGGCCCCCCCGUCGACCGCGUUCCUAUGGACAGACGCACAGACACCUGCAGGAGUGACGCUGCUGAUCCUGUAACAUGGAGGAUUGUCUUCAUACCUCAUCUGAGAAUCUGUCCAAAUUGGUCAGCUGGGCCCACAGCCAUGGGACUAUUUGCAGCCUCAUUCCAAACCUGAAACACUUGCUUUCUGAAGGUUCCCAUGGGAACCUGACAGCAAUGUGGGGCUGUAGUGCUGGUCAUGCUUAUCACUGGCCACUAACAGCUACUUGCAGAGCUGGGUCCCAAGAGAGGGUCUGUUUCCAGGAUAACAGAAGUUUUAACUCUGAUAGUCCCAGUAUAAUCGGGGUGCCCUCUGAGACACAGACUAGCCCUGUUGAAAGGUACCCUGGAAGACCAGUGAAAGCAAAGCUAGACUGUAACCGGACCAGAGACUCUUGUGACUUCUCCUAUUGUAGUGAGCCCUCUGAACUGGAUGAAACUGUUGAAGAAUAUGAAGAUGAGAACACCCUGUUUGACAUGGUUUGUGAGUCUUCUGUUACAGAUGAGGAUAGUGACUUUGAACCCCAAACUCAAAGGCCUCAAAGCAUUGCUCGCAAAAGACCUGGGGUAGUCCCAUCUUCCCUCCAUUCAAGCUCCCAGGCGCAGAUGGUUGACGAAUGCAGCAAUGAUGUCAUCAUCAAGAAAAUCAAACAAGAAAUCCCCGAAGAUUAUUACAUUGUGGCAAAUGCAGAACUGACAGGAGGAGUAGAUGGACCAGCUCUGUCCUUGACACAGAUGGCAAAACCCAAGCCUCAGACUCACGCUGGUCCCUCCUGUGUAGGGUCUGCUAAACUGAUUCCCCAUGUCACAUCUGCCAUCAGCACGGAGCUAGACCCACACGGUAUGUCUGCAUCCCCCUCUGUGAUCUCCAGACCAAUUGUCCAGAAGACUGCUAGGGUAUCUCUGGCUUCACCAAACAGAGGACCCCCUGGUACACAUGGCACCAACCAACAGGUGGCCAUGCAAAUGCCUGUGAGCACAUCCCAUCCUAACAAACAGAUCAGUAUCCCCUUGUCUGCCCUGCAGCUGCCUGGACAGGAUGAGCAAGUUGCCUCUGAAGAGUUCCUGUCCCAUCUGCCCAGCCAGGUCUCCUCCUGUGAGGUAGCCCUUUCUCCCUCAGUUAACACAGAGCCAGAAGUGAGUUCCAGUCAGCAGCAGCCCCCAGUCGCUCCAGCCAUAACCACUGAGGCCACAGCACAGUGCAUACCAGCUUAUUCCACUAAGCUCAACAAAUUUCCUGUAUUUAAUAUUAAUGAUGACUUGAAUGAUCUGUGUACCAGUGCAGUAAGCCCAAAUACUACCAAAGCCACGCGGUACGCCUUGAAUGUGUGGCGAUAUUGGUGCAUGACCAACGGGCUCAAAGACCACACAGACAUCACCAAGAUCCCUGCAGUGAAGUUGAACGAGCUGCUCGAGAACUUUUAUGUCACCGUUAAGAAGAGCGACGGCUCAGACUUCCUGGCCACCUCGCUCCAUGCUAUUCGCCGAGGCCUGGACCGCAUCCUGAAGAAUGCAGGUGUCGGCUUUUCCAUCACCAGCAGCACCUUCAGCUCCUCCACCAAGAAACUCAAGGAGAAGCUGUGGGUGCUGAGUAAGGCAGGCAUGUCGGGCGCGCGUUCUCGCAACAUCGUCUACUUCUCCCUUUCUGACGAGGAGGAGAUGUGGCAGGCAGGGUGUCUGGGGGAUGACAGCCCUAUCACUCUCCUGUCCACUGUGGUCAAGUACAACAGCCAGUACCUGAACAUGCGGACGCUGCAGGAGCAUGCGGAUCUGAUGUACGGUGACAUCGAGCUGCUCAAAGACCCCCAAAACCAGCCCUACUUUGCCCGGACAGACAGCGUCAAGCGGGAGAGUCGGAGCGGCUCCACCAGAGUGUGUCAUGGGAAAAUCUACCAUGAGCAUUCCCGGGGACACAAACAGUGCCCUUACUGCCUCCUCUACAAGUACAUGUACAUCCACCGGCCGCCCACCCAAAUGGAGGCCAAGUCCCCCUUCUACCUGACUGCCAGGAAGGAGGCCACAGACAUGGGCAGCGUGUGGUAUGAGGAGCAGAGGAUGGGGCUGCGCUCUCUUCGGGGAAUUGUCCCAAACUUAGCCAAGAAGGUGAAGCUGGAAAACUGUGAGAACUUCACCUUUGUCUCGUUCACUCAGGUCUCCCGGAGGCUUGGCUCCCACAGCUGCUGCCAGUGAGCCCUCCCUGGGGCCUGGCCACUGCCCUGUCACUUGCUCAGUGGGCUCUCCCUCGACCGGCCAGGGCUGGAGCAGCUGGAGCUCCUCGGAGGCAGGGGCUGACCAGGUGUGACCUCCCGGUCUGGCGGCUCUCCCCUGGUGUGGCCUGCUCUCCCUUUGACUUGGGGUUUGCUUUUUAAAAUGAAACUAGAUGAGUCUAAAUCAUUCGGAUGGUUUAUCCAAAUGUGCGUCAACUUUGUUAGCUUUUAGAAUCUAACACAAUGUAUAAUUGCUACAUACAAGAGUGAGGAAAUUCAUUUUCUCUAGUGCCUUUCUAGCACAGAUUUUCUCAAAAAAAAAAAAACAAACAAAAAAAGGAAACUGUUAAGUAGUCAUUAAAAACAAAAUCCCAGUAGCGCAGUAGCUUUAGAACGUUAGGAAGACUGUACACUUUGUUGAAUUACACUCACAAUUAGGAACUAGAGAGAGGCAGACACGUUCCCUAUUUCCAGGAGACAGAUUGCGCUUGAUGCGCCUUUGUUUUUUUGUUGGUGGAUAAGGUGGUUCUGGAGGGCAGGCAGCCUUGUGUCCG